UCUCCAGUUCCCAUUCUUGUAUUUUUGUUUGCACCACCGUCUCUAAACCACAUACCUGAUCCCUCCAUUACUUUGAACAACUGACCCCAAGUCACUCAGAGGUAUCCCAAAGUCUAUUACGAUCUAAAUUAUUUGUUAAAUUUCUGUUUCAUUCCCUCAGUAUCUAUACACAUGCGAUGGAGUUCCUUCAGCAGAUGCGUUCGCCUCGCCUGUCCUUCAUUCAGACAGGGUUGUCUCUCUUCCUGGGCACCAUGGCCCUCAUGUCCUCCUAUUGGUGUGUAGGAAAACAGAAGGUGCCUAAACCACUCUGCACGCCAACCAAACACAGCAACUGCAUCCCCGUUCCCGGCCUGCCCAACUCAUCAAGCAUGCAGUUCUUCUGGGAGACGGGAGAUGACCGCUUUGUCUUCCCCAGAUUCCAUACCGGCCUGUUUGUCACCUGUGAGGAGGACAUUUACUCCGAUGGUUUGGAGGAGAAGUGUCGAGGGUUUCAUACUUUGACUCCAGACUCUCAAAAAGUGAUGAUGUGGCUGUCUGUGUCCAUGGAGCUCAUGUAUAUCGGUUUGCUGUUAAUCAGCUGCACACUGCUCACUGUGCAGAUGUGUAUCAGAACUUGGUACCCAUCCACACAGCGCUGGGGCCAGAUGCUCAAUGCCUUUGCUGCCGUCUUCACAGUCCUGGGAGGACUGAUUGGGAUGGUAGCUCACAUGAUGUUCAUUGAGGUUUUCCAGACCACAAUCUCUGCUGGACCAGAUGAUUUCAAGCCUCACAGCUACGGUUACUCCUGGGCAUUCUACGUGGCCUGGUUUGGAUUCACUAUGUGCAUGUCAGCUGGUGUAUCAACUCUGAACAGCUACACUAAGAAGGUCCUGAUGGUCACACCGAGGCGGAACUCCAGCUUCAGCCCAUGCAGCUUUAACCCUGCAGGCUUCCUGCCACCGGCACCCUACUAUGCCCCUCCAAACCCAGCUAUGGGGGUGGUCUCUCCCCAAUCUUCCUACCGGGUGUCGCAUUUGUCUCCAUACUAUGAUCCCCGGUUAUCAGUACACUCCUUGCCAAAGCUUACACACUCUCAGUCCCUUCCUCUGCAUCAUUCCAACUUUGCCUCUCCUCCCCAUUCUCACCCAGCACCUGGUUCCCCUUACCACCGUCUGUCCCUCCCCAGUCCCUAUCGUUCAUCCACUGUCUCAGUCCAUUUGCCCCCCAAAAUUCAAGAGGAGAGCCUCUCCACCCAUUACCAGCCAGAAGAGGACUAUAGCCCACUUUGAGUGCAGAAUGUGUCCAUUCUGGCUCCUCCGUCUUGUGCAAAAUGAAUUCAGGUAAUAGCAGCUCUGACUAUAAUCACCUGAGUCACUGUUCAUUCAGAAACAGACGUGUGGAGGAGACCCGUCUCUCUACAAAUAUCUCAAAGACGGUUACUGCAGUUGAAUUAAUUUCAAAAACUUUAGAUAUUCAUAUUACAUUAUUUUUGCUACUUUGCAAACUUUUAAAAUUCAGUGAUAAGAAAACAUUUAUAAUAAUGCAGUUUUAUGGAUGACAACAAUGCCACAAUAAAACAAUUAAAUGGU
Thalassophryne amazonica is the source of this 1568-nucleotide messenger RNA. RefSeq names its product germ cell-specific gene 1-like protein. The coding region runs from base 177 to 1268 and encodes 363 amino acids. Lineage: Eukaryota; Metazoa; Chordata; Actinopteri; Batrachoidiformes; Batrachoididae. Gene Ontology annotation, cellular component: plasma membrane. The record is from RefSeq and is a predicted model, not a curated record. The transcript is spliced from 5 exons.